This is a messenger RNA of Photinus pyralis (common eastern firefly), 804 nucleotides long. RefSeq names its product metabotropic glutamate receptor 4-like. Gene Ontology annotation, molecular function: adenylate cyclase inhibiting G protein-coupled glutamate receptor activity. The record is from RefSeq and is a predicted model, not a curated record. Lineage: Eukaryota; Metazoa; Arthropoda; Insecta; Coleoptera; Lampyridae. The transcript is spliced from 5 exons. Bases 1 to 804 code for a protein of 267 amino acids.
AUGUUGAUGUGGAUAAAAUCGUUCCUUUCAAAUAGGCAACUAUAUGUGGACAUCGAAGGUGUUAAAUCCGACAAAUUUGAUGUUACCUUAGGGGUCGCUCAGGGUUCAGUGUUGGGCCCGCUAUUAUAUUUAUUGUAUGUAGCAGAUUUGCCAAAUCAUGUGACAAGUGCGAAGGUGAUCAGCUAUGCCGACGACACAACCAUCGCUAUAUCAGCGAAGACCCUAGAGUGUUUAACAAGAACAAUUAUUUUCGGUUCCGACCAGGAAGUGGCUGGAGUGAUGCGAGCUGUUAAACGAAGUAAUGCGACGGGUAGUUUUUCAUGGAUAGGCUCGGAUGGCUGGAGCGCGAGAUCCCUUGUGUCUGACGGAAAUGAGGCCGAAGUGGAGGGUACAUUAUCUGUACAGCCUCAAGCUAAUCCUGUACGAGGUUUCGAGGAGUACUUCCUGGGCCUUAAUGUAGAGAAUAAUCAAAGGAAUCCGUGGUUCGUUGAAUUCUGGGAGGACCACUUCCAGUGCCGUUAUCCCAACAGCUCAAGGACACCCUACAACCAAAAAUACACUCGAGUAUGUACCGGAAAGGAAAAACUGACCCGCCAAAAUACCGUCUUCGAAAAUCAACUGCAAUUCGUCUCCGAUGCGGUCAUGGCGUUUGCAUAUGCAAUAAGGGCAAUGCAUAAUCAUUCGUGCCAUGGUCGUCCCGGAUUAUGCGACGCGAUGAGGCCUACGAAAGGAACGGAACUGCUAAAAUAUCUUCGCAAUGUAGACUUCGAGGGAUUGAGUAUUAAAAUGUCAGAUGUAAAGUAA